AUGAGCAGGAGCCUGCACCGUGAUGUUUUCUUGGCUGAUGGCCGUAAACCGGACGUUGUCCUGGGCGGGCUUGAGUCAAAUCAAACAAUAUCCAGAGGUCUUUUUCUACACAUAAUUGCGAUUCUUUUGGCUCCUGACACACCUGCAUAUGAAAUUAUGCAUCGAGAAUCCGGCCUUGUUCUGCAACAGGAUGACUCGGCGAAGUUAGAGCCAGGAUGGUACGACGUGAUGCUCAUCAAUUCUGACAAACCGAUAGAGCUGACGACCGACGAGUGGCGCCUUCGCGGAUACUCACCCUCAUCCAGCUCCGUCCUUGGCACUUUCAAAGAUGAGGCCCUUCAAAGGGAUGACCGAUGCGUCAUAAUGCAGCCGUCAGCACCAGGUAGAUCGUCAAGAACCGAUCCUGGCUGGGAUGGAAGUCAUGCUGUUCAUGUUUUUCCUGUGGCCCAUGUCCGGGAAUUUAUAUCGAGUGGACUAUCAGCAUGCAUCACGAACAAGUCUUCAGAGAGUGACUCCGGCAUAAACUCGAUUCAAAAUGGGCUUUUUCUCUCUCCCACUUGCCAUUUUCUUUUCGAUGCAUAUCAUAUCUCGAUACAUCCUCGCGAGCACCGUGUCGUUUGCUUCUCCUAUGAUUUCCACGACGUUGGUGGUAAAGUAAUCAGCAAAACUUGCUGGGACCCAAACAGCGAAGACAGUGUACGACCAGAACUCUUUGACUGGCAUUUCCGGCAAGCUGUACUUGCAAACAUGAAGGGAGCAGGGGCUCCCAUAUUUGAAAACGACUUCCCUGAAGGCAGCGACAUGGUAGCCAAGAUUAGGGAGGGCCCAAUGCCAGAAAACCGUAUGGAAGUUGAAUUGGCAAUGAGGUUGCCAUCUCCAGCGUCGUGA
Messenger RNA from Xylona heveae TC161, 888 nucleotides. RefSeq lists its product as hypothetical. The record is from RefSeq and is a predicted model, not a curated record. The transcript has 3 exons. The coding region runs from base 1 to 888 and encodes 295 amino acids. NCBI's taxonomy places the organism in Eukaryota, Fungi, Ascomycota, Xylonomycetes, Xylonales, Xylonaceae.